This is a messenger RNA of Daphnia pulex (common water flea), 477 nucleotides long. RefSeq names its product nucleoporin Nup37-like. Gene Ontology annotation, cellular component: nuclear pore outer ring. Bases 1 to 477 code for a protein of 158 amino acids. Lineage: Eukaryota; Metazoa; Arthropoda; Branchiopoda; Diplostraca; Daphniidae. Gene Ontology annotation, molecular function: protein binding. The record is from RefSeq and is a predicted model, not a curated record. The transcript has 3 exons.
AUGGUCGUUAGAUUCAAUCCUUCGGAACCCAGUAAAUUCUUAGUGAUGGAAAAGUCGGGCGUUACAAGAAUCUUCAGUACUUUAAAUUUUUCUCCAGUAACUUCUUUGAGCAACAACUUUAGCUGUCAAGACCCGGCUCUUGAUACUGAUUGGUCGUCCUGCAAUCCCACUCAUAUUGCGACAUCAUUAGGAGGUCGAAUUCAAAAUUGGGAUUUAGAGGCAUUAAGGCUUCCAGAAGACACUACAACAGUUUCUUGUGAAAUGGUCCGAAAAGUACGCUUUCAUUCUACCAUCGAUACAUUGAUUGCCGUUCUUGGAUCACCAGGCCCUGUUGUGACCGUACUCCGUUCAUUAGGACCAGUAAUGAUAACGGAUUCGUUAAUGGCUGCCAGCGAUCUAAGUUGGCAUUAUUCUUUACCCCUUCUUGCUGUAGCAAACGAUCGAUCUGUACGAUUUUGGAAAUUGCUACUAAAAUAA